Messenger RNA from Exophiala bonariae, 5103 nucleotides. RefSeq lists its product as uncharacterized. Gene Ontology annotation, molecular function: 5'-flap endonuclease activity; single-stranded DNA helicase activity. The coding region runs from base 1 to 5103 and encodes 1700 amino acids. The transcript is spliced from 3 exons. Gene Ontology annotation, cellular component: cytoplasm. Gene Ontology annotation, biological process: replication fork reversal. NCBI's taxonomy places the organism in Eukaryota, Fungi, Ascomycota, Eurotiomycetes, Chaetothyriales, Herpotrichiellaceae. The record is from RefSeq and is a predicted model, not a curated record.
AUGCCCUCGGUACCUUUCGCCAUCUCGUCACAGUCGAGGAAGAAGUUGAAAUCCUUUCAGUUUGAUGAGAAGUUAUUGGCAAACAAAGAAGACAAAGAAAACCAACGUCUAGAAGAGGUGGUGCUCGCUAUCAUGCCUGAGGAUGUCUCACCUCCGCGUCCCGCUGCCCCGGAAGACAGUUUCCCACGUACUCCAGCAGUUCGAAUACCCAUUGAAGACCUGAUCGCAAACACUGAGGAUGCUUUCAAUUGUGCCAUCCCUAUUACAACUCCCAAAGACCAUGUGUCCUGGCAAUUAUGUCCGGACAGCUCUGAUGCAUCAGCAGCUGCUAGAAGUACACAAAGAAGUCGAAAGCGUGCACAUAGCUCAUCACCAACUUCAUCUCAAUUAGAAGUUUCGGAACAUUUUUCAGCCUCCAAGGAGCCUUUGAACCUCGACGUACUAAACAAAUCCCUGCGCACACCAAACAAUGACCCAACGCAAGAUCUCUGGAAUCGCUAUUCUGCAGCCAAUGCUUCAAAAGCAAACCAGGCUGAACCAACAUUGCCUCCUUACGCCCAUCUCUUGCCCUCCUCCCCACAGACUCCAAGCACUGCAAGCAAAGAUGGUGGUUUACGUCGUACACAUAGCUGUGGAGUUGAAUGGCCCACCUCAAUGCCCAAACGCCGGAAGACAGAUAUAGCCGAAUCUCACGGACGGACGAAAGAUCUGUUUGCUGGUUCAAGAAAAGACAUUCUAAGUCGAGACUUAUCCAACAAUACUCGUGUGGGCUUGCUCCUGGACAAAAUUCAGCGAAGUCUUAUCAGCAAACCAAUAGCUGAGGAAGGUCCAUCGAGUUCGUCUCCAUUACCCGAUCGACGAUCUCAAAAUCUGAUAUCCCCUACCCGGCCCAAAAGUCGAGAUCGACCAGCAGAAGCUGCUGUCGUCAAUCCAGACAUUUCGAUGCAAAGACCUUCACCACUGAAAAUGGAUGCCAAAAUUGAUCAGACCUCCUUUUCUGAGUUCAGUGAGGAUGGUCUCGAUCUUGAAGCUUUCGAAAGUGUUGAGCUGGAAAUUGCUCAGCAAUCGCAACAACAGGUGAUGGACGGUAGUCCAAUAACAAACGACACGACUAAUGGAUGUAUUACAAGGGUCGACGACCUUACUGCACAAUCAAAGACUACAGGAGCCUCUCAAGGAGUCGGUUGCCACAGUCCGCAGCUUCAGGCAGUGGCUCUACCAAGAAAUUCGCAAAUUUAUGACCACGAAACGAAAGCGCCUAAUGAAGACGAGUUCGUUGACGAAUUUGAUGAUGACGAAGAUUUGAUGAAUGAUCUCCUUGAUCUAACAGCAAAAUAUGAAUCUCAAGCAAAACACAAUACAGAUAAUGAAAGUAUCGCUUUGAAUCCUCAUCCGCCCCGACAAGAACAACCUCAAAACACCACUGGGCAUUUGGAAAGUCUUGACGAGUUUGAAGAUGCCUUUGAUGAUGAUGACGAAUUAUGGGAUAACAUUGCAAAAGCUACACCUGCUAGUGGGACAAUAGCUGCUGGUAGCGCAAAUACUAAUUCAAUGGAUAAUCGAGCUAUCAAGCGUUAUCUUAUCAUUGAUGUUUUCGAAAACCAGUACGAGUACAAAGCUGGCCGUACUCGCCCUGAAAAAAUGCUCUCAGUCAAAGACGAAAAGACUGGUAUGCUUUACAUAAUUUCCCUGCGUGAUUCAUGGUAUGAUACUCGAUGUACCAAAGGGUCAUACGUGCAUGUCAUUGGCAAAUUCGAUCGCCUUGGUCAAUGUAUUGUCAAUGAUGCAGACAAUAUGAUCAUCCUCCAUCCAGAUCAUCUGAUAUCUUCGACUGUGGUGGGUGAUGCAUUCACCUGUAUGCGUCGUGCUGUCCUUCAAGAUCGUGUCAAAGCAACAAGCGCAGCGACAGCCCCACAGGUCUAUGGACACAUUCUCCACGAAGUCUUCGGACAAGCACUUCUGCUCAACAAGUGGGAUCCUGACUCAUUAAGAGAGAUCAUUGACAAAAUUCUUCCUUCAUUUCUCGAACCUUUGUACGAAAUUGGCGUACGAACGCAAGAUGCCACAGAAUACCUUUUGAGCAAGACGCCGGAAAUGAUGGCAUGGGCCAGUGUGUUUGUUAGUGACAAUUUUUCCGACGACUCUGUCAUCCGCGAUCGCAAUGGUGUUCUUGUUCCCACCAAAAUUAAUAAGGUCUUGGAACUUGAAGAGCAUAUUUGGUCUCCAAUGUAUGGCCUCAAGGGAAACAUCGAUGCCACAGUUCAAGCCCAAAUGAAGCUGCCAAACGAGACAACAAACAGAACCCUGGUGGUUCCCCUGGAACUGAAAACUGGGAAGCGAGACAAUGUAGAACAACAUCGUGUUCAGACUGCUUUGUACACACUCCUUCUCACAGAUCGAUAUGAUAUCAAUGUGGCCUCAGGUGUUCUUUACUACAUGGAGACCUCAAAGACGUUUCGAGUGGAAGGAAUACGAAACGAAAUCCGCCAUAUGGUCAUCGAACGCAAUGAAUUGGCAUGCUAUGUUCAUGACAAGCUGGCCCUGCCACCCAUGAUCAAAAAGGAACAUAUGUGUAAAAGUUGCUACUCAAAGUCAGCCUGUUUUACUUAUCACAAACUCUCCGAGGAUGGCGAUGGCGAAACUAGUGGGCUUGGGGAGAAGUUCACUGAAAGCGUCAACCAUCUUUCUCCAAUCCAUCAAACCUUUUUCAAGAAGUGGGAUGAGCUUUUGACCAAAGAGGAACGAGAUACCAUGAAAUUUCGUCGCGAACUAUGGACCAUGUUAAGCUCAGAACGUCAAGCAGUUGGGCGUUGCUUUUCGGAAGUUGUCAUUCUGCCUGGUUCAGUGAUUGAAAAUACGGAAAACUCGAAGAUCAACAGAUUCGAGUACACAUUCGUGAAGCAUAAACCAGUAGCAGGGUUUUCUUUCACAGAGUCUCAAAUUACCAUUGGGGAACCCAUCGUCAUAUCUGAUGAGAAGGGCCAUUUCAAUUUCGCGGCGGGCUAUGUUACUAAUGUACGUCCGACGAGAGUGGUUGUCUCUGUUGAUCGCAGAUUGCAAUAUGGACGUCGACGGAAGGCAGGUUUCCACCCAUCGACUAAUCAAGUCUUCUCGGGCACUUUAGGUGCUGAUGAUACUUCGUCCUCCUCUUCGAUUGAUUCUGAUAAUCCCACUCUUUACCGCAUCGACAAGGAUGAAUUUGCCAAUGGAAUGGCGACUGCACGAAAUAAUAUCCUCCGCAUAAUGGAGAAAGAUCUUUGGCAGGCGAAGGAACUGAGACAAUUAAUUGUCGAGAACAAGCCACCAGAGUUCAAAAUCUCUCCCACAGCUUACAAUUUGACUGGUCCUGCUUCCCAGCAGAAUUUGAACGGCGACCAACGCAGAGCGAUCGAGAAAGUCAUGAGUGCAAAAGACUAUGCUCUGGUACUGGGGAUGCCUGGUACAGGUAAAACCACGACUAUUGCUCAUAUCAUUCGAGCACUAGUAUCACAAGGUAAAUCGGUCUUGCUCGCAUCGUACACGCACACAGCGGUAGACAACAUUCUCUUGAAGAUCAAAGAUGAUAAGAUCCCGACUUUCCGAAUUGGAGCCAUCAACAAAGUCCAUCCGGAUAUCCAAUCGUUCGCGGACGUAUCAGGGAUCCCAAAAAGAUCCCUCGAAGAUCUACAUGCCUCAUGGCAGGGAAGUCAAGUGGUUGCGACCACGUGUCUUGGGGUUAAUCAUGGUAUUUUCAACGCUCGAACUUUUGAUUAUUGCAUUGUGGACGAAGCCUCACAAAUCACUCUACCCGUUUGUUUAGGACCCAUUCGCAUGGCUAAAACAUUUAUUCUGGUUGGUGACCACUAUCAACUUCCACCACUUGUGCAGAACAAGGAGGCACAGCAAGGUGGCUUGGACGUCAGCUUAUUCAAGUUGCUCUCAGAUGCCCAACCGGACUCUGUCGUCAAUCUGGAGCAUCAAUAUCGCAUGGCAGAAGACAUCAUGCUGCUCUCUAAAGAGCUCGUUUACUCGGGACGGAUCAAGUGUGGCAACGAAGCUGUGGCGAAGCGAACAUUAAGCAUACCGGCUCUGGAGGGUGGUCUUGCCCUGCACCAUGUAACCGCGUUAUCCCUGCCCAGCACGGCAAGCUCUUCGGCAAAUGUCUGCGUCUCAAGCAGUUCGUGCUGGCUUCGUAAAUCACUUGCUCCAAGUUCUCGAUGUCUUUUCUUGAACACCGACAACCUUUCGCCUCUGGGAAGUCGGCUGGAGACUAUAGCUGGGCCUCGGAUUACGAACUCAACUGAAUCAACAUUGGCCGUACAACUCGUCACGACACUGAUAAGUUCAGGAGUUGCGCCGAAAAACAUUGGGGUGAUCACCUUCUAUCGUUCUCAACUUGCCCUCCUUAGGAAUGAUCUCAAAGCAAGUGCUGGACGUACCGCCGCAAGCGAAGUGGAGAUGCAUACAGCAGACAAAUAUCAGGGAAGAGACAAAGAAGUCGUCAUUUUGAGUUGUGUUCGAAGCAACGAAAACAACCAUGUCGGAGACCUUCUGAAGGAUUGGAGACGAGUUAAUGUGGCAGUGACGCGAGCUCGAAGCAAGCUUCUCAUCAUUGGGAGUCGAUCCACUCUAGCAGGAAGUGGUGUCCCAAUACUGCAAGGCUUGACAACGAUUAUGCAUGACAAGGGUUGGGUGCUUGACCCACCAGCAGGAGCGCUUGAUUCGCAUUCAUUCAUUGUGACAAGUCAAACUACUAGCGCUACCCAAGCGAGCACAGCGAAAACUCUCGAAAAACCUGUCCCUGAAGCAAAGGGAUCCCAGCGCUCGCCUCGAAAAUCCAACCCGUUGCAAGCAGUUGAUGGUAAUGCCUUCCGAAGCCCACAGACAACACCCGCCAAGACGCCAUUGAAGGGCAUACUUCGCAAACCGAACAUCAAAACCCAAGGAAACCAGACGAGGAAUGUUCAGAAACUGCUCGACACCCAGUCAGUCUUGAGAGAUGUGUUUAACGAGCUUGACCCUGCCAACGACGAGAACGUCCAACACUACCCGAAGGAGAAGCACAUCGCAUUUGAUAUCGACAUGGAUGAUGAUUUUGAACCCGCGGAUUUUGGUGUAUAUUGA